Messenger RNA from Cryptococcus wingfieldii CBS 7118, 738 nucleotides. Its product is annotated as eukaryotic translation initiation factor 6. The transcript has 4 exons. Gene Ontology annotation, biological process: maturation of LSU-rRNA; assembly of large subunit precursor of preribosome; cytosolic ribosome assembly. Gene Ontology annotation, cellular component: nucleolus; preribosome, large subunit precursor; cytosol. Bases 1 to 738 code for a protein of 245 amino acids. The record is from RefSeq and is a predicted model, not a curated record. Gene Ontology annotation, molecular function: ribosomal large subunit binding. Lineage: Eukaryota; Fungi; Basidiomycota; Tremellomycetes; Tremellales; Cryptococcaceae.
AUGGCCGUCCGUACUCAAUUUGAAAACUCCACCGACAUCGGUGUCUUCUCUAAGCUCACAAACUCCUACUGCCUCACCGCCCUCGCCUCAUCUACAAACUUCUACUCUGUCUUCGAGUCUGAACUUUCCGAUGUGAUUCCCAUUAUUCACACCACCAUCGGUGGUACCCGUAUCAUCGGCCGUCUUACCGCCGGUAACCGACACGGUCUCCUCGUCCCCUCCACGACCACCGACCAAGAACUCCAGCACCUCCGAAACUCCCUCCCUCCUACCGUCGCCAUCCAGCGUGUCGAAGAACGUCUGUCUGCCCUCGGCAACGUCAUUGCGUGUAACGACUACGUGGCGCUCGUCCACCCCGACAUAGAUCGAGAGACUGAGGAGAUCAUCGCGGACACCCUCAAGGUCGAGGUUUUCAGGCAGACGAUCGCGUCCAACGUACUUGUGGGAUCCUACUGUUCUUUGAGUAACCAGGGUGGUUUGGUACACCCCAAGACGUCGAGGUCCGAGUUGGACGAGCUGUCGUCGUUGUUGCAAGUGCCGCUUGUGGCUGGUACGGUGAACCGAGGAAGUGAGGUGAUUGGUGCCGGGUUGGUCGUCAAUGAUUGGUGUGCGUUCACUGGUUUGGACACUACCGCUACCGAGGUCAGCGUCAUUGAGGCUACUUUCCGAUUGCAAGGACAGACCUCUGCCGCCGUCAUCAACGAAAUGCGAGACUCCCUCAUCGACCACUACGCCUAA